CAGAAGACUUAGCUCACCUGGUGAAAGGCAACACAAGGGACACAACUCCCAUUGAGUUUGGUGCCCACCAAGCCAUUUUAGUUGUGGACGAUGAAGCGAAAAAUACGCUACCGCGGGAGUUGAGGGACGGGAUUGUUUUAACCAUCUACGAAUCUAAAGGCCUUGAGUUUGAUGACAUUCUCAUCUACAACUUCUUCAAACAUUCUCAGGUUUUUCAUUCAUUGAAGUAAUGACAAAAACAGUUGAAAUCACCUCAAGGCUUAAACUAGUUUUCACAGUUAAUUGGAAAAUUUAUACCAGAUUUUAUUUUUAUUUACAAAACUAGCAUUAACAUUUGUAAAAAAAAAUAUAUUUUUUUAAAUUAUUAAAAAAUAAGUAAAAUAAUUUUCAAGUUCUGAUUUAGUUUUUGCUAUUUUUUAAAGGCAUCAAAGGAGUGGAGAGUUGUGACCUCAUUUUUAGAAGAGCUAGUCAAAACUGUAAACAAGUCAAAAAGUCGUGAAAGGAAAUCUGAGAAUUUAGUAGUUCUGAACCCAGGUAAAACAUCCAUUUAUGUUAUAGAAAUAAGAGGAUUUUACAGAGUCAAUUCUCUUUUUUUCUUUAAAUUGUGUACAUAGAAAUUUAGUUUCAACUUGCUGUUAAAAUAAGCACACAUUUUUUAAACAAUUUUUUUAGUCCAGUAAAAUGCCACAGAGAAAUACAAUAAAUAGCUGCUGUGUGUUCCCUAAAUUUUUACUUCAACGAAGCAUUGUGGCAGCCACCACCUUUUUUGUUAUUUUGAUAUUGACAUAGCCGUAGCCGAUUAAAUGUGUAAUGCUGUACCUACCCCACCCCAUUCUAUUCGUUCUAAAGAAUGUUAUAGGAUCAUGAAAUUUUGAGAUUUCUUUUCUGGUGGGUUCCUACUUUCUCCCUAUCAAUAAACCAUCGGCUUUGCUAGCCGGGAGAGAGAUUGUUGCUAAUUUUACUAGACACGGGACAUGUUACCAGGAGGCUUACAUAAUUGUACCAUUUGUGUGUGUGUGUAUUUUAAUAAUUUUAUAUUUCGAGGAUUUGACCUUUUCACUUAGUGUGUUGUAUGUUGAUAUAGUUUUUAUUUCUGUAUAUUUGAAUUUGUAAUAUAAUUAAAUUAAAUAUUGUUAGUAUUACUAGCUUUGGUAUAAUUUUUCUUUGUAUACUGGUUUUCAGUCAUAUGUUGCAUGUUGUUCAACACAUGAGCCAAAUCUUAAAACUGAUUAAAUUUGCAAAGCCACAUAACUGUACAUACUACUAUAAAAACAACUCUACUCUUUAGAUGUGCUACAACAGAAAGGUAGACCAAGAGCUCUGACGUUUGAAAAGCACCUUCACAAGCUGCUGGACACUGACCUAAAACAACUUUACACGGCAGUGACACGAGCUCGAGUCAACGUGUGGAUUUUUGAUGAAGAUACAGAGAAACGAGCCCCAAUGUUUGAGUAUUUCAAAGAACUUCACCUGGUGAAAAUUUUAGAUGGAGAAGGCACAGACAAAGAUAAUAAAGGUGUGUUUUUGUGUUUUUUUUUUUCUUUUUUUUUUUGCUGGUUUUUUUUUGCUUUAAAAAAACUAUGCUGAUAUUUUUUAAAAGAGGUUAUAAGGUUAGUUUGUUUUUAGGGUCUUGUUCCCUGGGAUAUUGCUGUGCAAAGUACAACACCAACACUUCAGAACAGUUUAUGUUGUCAAUUCAAAGGGAUUAAUGUAAAAAUUUUUUAAAAGCUCACUUCCUAAGUCUUCUUGGAUUGAUUAUAUUCGUCAAGUUCUUUUCACACGUUGAAUGCGUCGCACUAUUCCUACUAUCACUGAACAAACUCAACUCCUUUUCAUAAUAAUUAUAACUUUAAUGUGUAAGUAAAUAUUAUACACAUAAAACGUGAAUAUAGUGCAGCUCGCUAUCAGACCUAAAUAAUACACAUCCUAUCACUCCAAAGUUCCACUCAAGACUGCCGCACGACUAAAACAUAUGUCAAGAUACUGCAUAGACAAUACGUCACGAAUCAGCAUAAAAAAUACGUAAUAGAGACAAUGGCGGGAAGAGCGUUCACUAACUAUAAGAGUCAAGCGCGGGAAAAGCGUUCAACAACUAAUGAACAUAAUAUUCAGUCGCAACAAUUACUAAUGAACUCCCAUACUCGACAACCUUCAAUCUUCUAAAGGAGAGUAUGAAGAAGUUAUCAUUAAAAUACUCUAGUCAAUCUUCUAAGGGAGAGUAUGAAGAAGAUGCCAUUUAAAUACUCAAGUCAAUCUGCUAAGGGAGAGAUGAAGAAGUUGUCAUUAAAAUACUCAAGUCAAUCUUCUAAAGGAGAGUAUGAAGUAUUUUGUCAUUAAAAUACUCAAGUCAUACUUCUAAAGGAGAGUAUGAAGAAGUUUUUAUUAAAACACUCAAGUCAAUCUGCUAAGGGAGAGUAUGAAGAAGUUGCCAUUUAAAUACCAAGUCAAUCUGCUAAGGGGAGAGUAUGAAGAAGUUGCCAUUAAAAUACUCAAGUUAAUCUUCCACCUUUGUCUGGUUUACACCAGCUCUCGGUCCAGUCACUUACUGAAGAUAACUAAAAAUUAUAAAUUAUUUUUGUAUCAUUUAAUAACUGGGAGAUAAAUCUGUACCAAUAGCUAAGAGGGAGAAAAAAAAAAGAAAAUUAGUAACAGAUAAAAAUGCAUCAGAAUUUUGCUUUUCAAAUUUCUAUUUAAAAAAAAUUUUUAAAAAUAUUAAAACAUGACAAUAGAGACCGACCGAAUUUCGGCUUCGGCCUCGGUUUUGGCGCCGAAAGUGGCCAUUUAUCACUUUCGGCCAAGUUUCGUUUUCGUCCGAAACUGAAAGAUAACUUUGGUUUUUUUUUCUGUUUCAGCCAAAAUUAACUUAGACUUUCGGCCGGACUAAUUCUCAGCAAAAGCGAUAUUUAACAACAACAAACUAAGCGAAAUUUAAGAACAAACUAAACGUAAAUGUUCUUUAAUAACAAAUUAAGUGAUCUUUAAGAACAAACUAAACGAUCUUUAAGAACAAAUAAAGUGAUCUUUAAAAACAAAUAAAGCGAUCUUUAAGAACAAAUUAAGCGAUUUUUUAGAACAAACUAAACUAUAUUUAACAAAAAACUAAGGGACAUUUAAGAACAAAAUAAACGAUCUUUAAAAAAAACUAAGCGAUCUUUAAGAACAAUCUAAGUGAUCUUUAAUUUAAAAAACUAAACAAUCUUAAAGAACAAACUAAGCGAUUUUUAAUAACAAACUAAAUGAUCUUUAAGAACAAAACAUGAUCUUUAAUAAAAAAACUAAAUGAUUUAUAACAAUAAACUAAGCGAUCUUUAACAGAAAACUAAAUGUUCUUUAGGAACAAACUAAAAUAUCUUUAAGAACAAACUAAUUGAUCUUAAGGAACAAAAUCAAUUAUCUAUAAGAACAAAGUAAGAGAUCUUUAAAAACAAUCUAAGCGAUCUUUAAUAAAAAAAACUAAACGAUCUUAAAGAAAAAACUAAGCGAUUUUUAAGAACGAACUAAAUGAUCUUUAAGAACAAAACAAAUGAUCUUUAAUAAGAAACUAAAUGAUUUAUAAGAAUAAAUUAAGCGAUAUUUAACAGAAAACUAAAUGUUCUUUAGGAACAAACUAAAAGAUCUUGAAGAACAAACAAAUCGAUCUUAAGGAACAAAACAAUUAUCUAUAAGAACAAACUAAGCGAUCUUUAUGAAAAAACUAAGUGAUCUUCAACAACAAAAUAAGCUAUCUUUAAGAACAAACUAAAUGAUUUUUAAUAACAAAGUAAAUGAUCUUUAAGAACAAACUAAAUGAUCUUUAAGAACAACUAAGCAAUAUUUAAGAACAAAAUCAAUGAUCUUUAAGAACAAACUUAUCGACCUUUAUGAACAAACUAAACUAUCUUUUAAUAACACAAACUAAGCAAUCUUUCAGAAAAAAACUUUGCAAUCUUUUUUGAACAAACUAAAUGAUCCUUAAUAAAAAAAUGAAAGAUCUUUAAACAAAAACUAAGCGAUUUUUAACGACAAACUAAGCGAUCUUAAAAAAACAAAAUAAAUGAUUUUUAACAACAAAGUAAGCAAUCUUUAAGAACAAAUAAAGCGAUCAUUAACAAAAAACUGAACCAUCUUUAACAACAAACUAAGCGAUCUUUAAGAACAAACUAAACCAUCUUUAACAACAAGAUGUUAUAUUAGAUGUUUAUUUAUUAAUAUUCAUGAUUAUCUAAUUUUUAUAAAAAGAAUGUAAAUAUUUAUACUUUCUUCCAUCAUUUUCGAUGUAUGCAGAAUGUAGGUGGGAACGAAUUUCAAAAUAUCUAAAUAUUUCAGUUUCGGUUUCGGCCGAAAGUCAUUUUUAACGUUCGUCCUUUUUUCGGUUUCGGCCGAAAGUCAUUUUUAAACUUUUGGUCUAUUUUCGGGUUCGGCCGAAAUCAGAAAAUCACUUUCGGUCGGUCUCUACAUGACAAACACACAAAUUAAGACUUAAGUUGUGGCAUCUAUCACAUGGUUUGCUAUGGAUGCUGGUCCUAAGAACUGCAAAGUUGUUUUUUUUCUGUGGUGUACUUAGAUUCAGCUGUUUUGUGUAACAUUUGGGAACCAUAAAAAAAUAAACAUACAAUUUCAUCCGAUACUUGCAGCCUAAAAAUAUAUUUUCUACUAAAUUAUAGUAAAUUUCCACACCAGAUUUUUCUAAAUAACAGCUUCUAAAAAUGUAUGUUUCAUUUCAAGGCAAAGGUUUCAUGGAGACAUCUACCCCAGAGCAGUGGAAACAAGCUGGAGAUAAACACAUGAACCAGAAUCAAUAUAAAUUGGCAGCAAAAUGUUACAAGUAAAGCCAUUGAUAAUGCUUAAUGUUAAACUCUAAAUUAAAAUGUUUUAAUUUAUCAUCUCAUUCAAGUAAAUAAAUGUAAUACAUACAGCUGAUCAAAUUUACUGCCUAUUGCAUACAGCUCAGAGUCAGCUCAGAGUAUUCAAAAUAAAUUCCGGUUGAAGUCAAUAAAACUUUUAAAAAGUGUCCUUUCAAAAUUGUCACAGAAAAGCCAACAAAACACGCCUGGAAAAACUGGCCAAAGCCUUCAUAACAUCUGAGGACGCUGCCAGGGAGGCUAACACUUCAGUGAAAAAAAGCAAACUAUAUCUGAAAGCUGGAGCCCAGUUUUUGUACUGUAAGGCCAUGGAGCAAGCUGUUAGAUGUUUUCAAAAUGCACAUGAAAAUAAAUUUGCUGCAAUCACUUUAGAAAAAUUUGGACGGGUAAAAAAAGUGUUUAAUUUUCUUGUAUUGGAAAUCCCUUAUCUUAAGUCUUCCUUAUCAACCUAUUUUCAUAUUUUUAACAUUUGAAAUUCGAAACACUUUAUUCUGUAUAUGUGACAGCUUACUUACGAUAAUAAUAGCAAUCAUAUGAUGCACAACCUGAUUUUUUAAUUAAAAAAUGACUUAUAAAUCGGAUAUCAAACAUAAAAUAUAUUUUUUGUUACUCAUUGAAAGCUUGAUCAUUUAAGAUUUUUUUAAAUUUCUAGUUCGGCAAUAUGUCAUAGAGAAAUAAUCUGCUAUUGUAUAUAAACGAAAAACUGCCCACAUUUCCAUAUUUUUAGAAUUGGAAAUUCAAAACCUUAGAACCAGUUGUAUCUCAGAAACAAUUAGUAAUUUAAAUCUUAUGUCUUUUCCUCACUAAAACGUAGCCUGGAUAUUUUUUACUGUUAAAAAAAAAAAAGAAAAAGAGUACUGGCUAAACUAAAAAAAUCUACAUUGCUAUAAAAAGACAGGGUAUAGGAAAACACAUUUCUAUCCUUUCGAAAAUGAAAGAGUAGGGACCCAUUUUCAACAAGAUGAUGGUGGGCUUGGUAUUUCUAGAUGAAUCUCAUCAAUAGACAAGCCAUGAUAAUUAGAUAUACCAGUUUUUUAUAAGAUAAAUAAGAUCACUUUAGGUCAUGUCAAUAAUUCUUACUCAACAUACAUGAUAGAAAGCUGACCAAAGGUGUGAAAAUAAAGGAUGAAAUGUAUAACAUUAAUAGAUAGGUGACCCAAGGUCAGAGAGUAAAUUAUGAAAUGUAUAAACCUAUCUGGACAAAGUUGAUUUGAUUUUAUAUAUUGUUAAUAUUUUUUUUUUCAGUUUGAAGAAGCAUCAGAGCAAUACAAGAAAGUCCCUGAUCUUGACAGUGCCACCCACUGCCUUGAGCAGGUUGGCCAGUACAGGCGAGCAAUACACCUGAGGGUGGACAACAACCAGUUUUCUGAAGCUGUGGAUUGUUUGCACAGAUAUCAGAACCUUGUCAAGGUAGACACAUAAUGUUUGAUUUUCUAAAACAUUUAUUUGUGAAUUAUAAUAUUGUUUGUCACUCUAGUGAUGAAAUGAAGGCAGUGUCAGCUCCCUAACCCAGAUGUAUUCCAUUUAUAUUCAUGAAGGGUUGUUUCCAGCCAAGAGUAAAUGUUGGGCUGACAGCAUUCAUAAGUCAUUUAAAGUAACUGUUCUUAGGGAACAGUAAACUCUGAGCAAACAACACAUCAGCUUUUAGGGGCAUAGUUACGACUAGAGCCACCUGGGGCAGGCCAAGAUUUUAGCCAACCCACCCCCCCCCCCUCCUUCUCCUAUAAAAACCCUUCUGCAUUUGGCCAUAAUGCCAAACUACAAUCUAAAGUCAAAAAAGUCCAAUCAUGAUGAAUAACAAAGACAUCAUCUUUUAGGGGCAUAGUUACGACUAGAGCCACCUGGGGCAGGCCAAGAUUUUAGCCAACCCCCCCCCCCCCCCUCCUUCUCCUAUAAAAACCCUUCUGCAUUUGGCCAUAAUGCCAAACUACAAUCUAAAGUCAAAAAAGUCCAAUCAUGAUGAAUAACAAAGACAUCAUGCGAAAUGUUUCUGGCCUUUGAUCUUACAUGUUAUAGCAGCCAUAAUGGUUGUGACCUUACAUGUUAUUAUAAUAUUUAGAAUUUUUUAAAAAAUUAGUAUGUCAGUUAAUUACAAAAUGCUAUUUUCUAAAAUAGUGAUAAAAUUAAAUUUCUGCCAACUAAUUGUCUUGAUUUUUUAAAAAAGACCUUUGAAGUUGAAGGUCAAGCUGUUCCAGACAUUCUUGUUGAGAACAAACCAAGAGAAGAAUACUCUGAGAACAAUUUGUGGCUCAGGUGAGUUGUAGAUCAAUUUUUUUUAUUUUUUUUUUGCCUUUUUUUUUUCUUUCUUAAAAUGAUCAAUGAUUUCCAACCCUUGUUGGAUAAAUUUGAAAAUAAAACCUUGCACAUUGACUUUAGCCAACUCUGGGACAUUAAUCAUGUGAUCUUAAAGUAGUAUAAAAAUGAAAGAAUUCCUAGGGGGCUAUUAAAGCCAGUAAACUGUGGCUCAUUGUUAUGAGUAAUGAGUUCAUGCAAAGGAAAUAAUGAGGCAUGCAUGGGCAUCACUACUGAGUAUCAUAGGAAUGGGCUUGGCCAAGGUUCAUUAUACUUGAUUUUUUUUUUAUCAACUACUUUCAAGCUGACUUCCAAUGGCUUUUCUUUUUCUUUACUUACAUUCACUUUGUAAACUGCUCUCAGCCUGACUUUUAAUAACUUUUUCCUUUAACUACCUUACAAUUCUCCAGGUUGGCUGAGCUUCAACACAGUGAGGGUAAAAUGGAAGACUUUCAUAAAACGGUUGCCAAUGUGACAGAUAAGCAGAAAAAAAUUCCUCUCCUCAAAAAGUUGGAAUUCUGGAAAGAAGCAGCUGAACUGCUGCAUGAUGAUGGUAUUGUUACUGUUAUAUAGGAUGUAUGAUGCUAUUGAUACAGUUGUAUGCUACUGGGGUUACUGUUAUAUAUGAUGUAUAAUGCUAUUGUUACUGUUAUAUAGCAUGUAUGAUGGUAUUGUUACUUUCUGUCGCUUGUAAGUUGAUCUUAUUUUCCCAGGAGCUGAGGAGCAAAGAAAAGAGGCUGUCCAUCUCAUGAUGAGAAGUGGGCAACUGGACACAGCUCUGGUGUAUGCCAAAGAAGGAUUCUUUAAGCCAUUAAGGGCAGCAAUCCACAUUUCCAUGGCAACGGAAUGUAAUAAUGAUGUGAGUUUGAGGAAUUUUGAAAAUGUUCCAUUUAAAAUCUUCUAAUUAGAAAACAAAAAAGAAAAUUAAUAACAGAAUAUCACAGCUUUUAUUCUUGAUACCUCAUCAAAUGUUGAUUGCCCAUCCUCACUACAUACCACAAUCAUGUGUUCUCUUUAUCUUUAAAACUAAAUAAAAAUAUACCAAUAGUUGUUCUACUUUUUUUUGUCACAAAUGGCCCCCCAAUAUUUCAAGGUGGCAAAAUAUUGCUUACCACAGAAAUAAGCAACAAGCCACGCAAGGUAGAGGCCGACCGAAUUUGGGUUUUGGCGCCGAAAGUGGCCAUUUUAUCACUUUCGGCCAAGUUUCCGUUUCGGCCGAAACUGAAAAUUUAACUUUCGGCUUAAUUUCGGUUUCGGCCGAAAGAGAAAAGUUAACUUUCGGUUUUUCUUCGAUUUCGGCUGAAAUUGACUUAGACUUUCGGCCGACUCAGUUUUUUGGUCAUCUAAUACUCAGUGAAAGCGAUAUUUAACAACAAACUAAGCGACAUUUAAGAACAAACUAAACGAUCUUUAAAACAAACUAAGCGAUCUUUAAGAACAUCUAAGCGAUAUUUAAUAACAAACUAAACGACCUUAAAGAACAAACUAAACGAUUUUUAAGACCGAACUAAAUUAUCUUUAAGAACAAAACAAAUGAUCUUUAAUAGUAAACUAAAUGAUUUAUAAGAAUAAACUAAGCGAUCUUUAACAGAAAACUAAAUGCUCUUUAGGAACAAACUAAAAGAUGUUUAAGAACAAACUAAUUGAUCUUAAGGAAAAAUCAAUUAUCUUUAACAACAAACUAUGGGAUCUUUAUGAACCGACUAAGCGAUCUUUAACAACAAACUAAUCGGUCUUUAACAACAAACUAAGCAAUUUUUAUGAACUAACUAAACGAUCUUUAAGAACAAAUAAAGCGAUCAUUAACAAAAACGGGACGAUCUUUAACAACAAACUAAGCGAUCUUUAAGAAAAAAACUAAAGGAUCUUUAACAACAAACUUGGCGAUCUUUAUGAAUAAACUAACCAAUCUUUAAGUAAAAUAAAGCGAUCAUUAACAAAAACUGGACGAACUUUAACAAAAAACUAAGCGAUCUUUAAGAACAAACUCACAAUCUUUAAGAACAAACUAACCGAUCAAUAGCAAGCAACUAACGAUCUUUAACAAAAAACUAAACCAUCUUUAAAAACAAAUAAAGUGACCUUUCAGAACCAAUUAAGCGAUCUUUUAGAACCAUAUCAGAACAACAAUUUUUAGAGACCCGGUUUAAAAAAAUCAUAUUUUUCAUUUAUUUGGCCCCCCCACCCCCAUUUUUUUUGGGCCAAAUUUUCUCUUACCAUACUAAUUUUUUAAAAAUUUAAAGCAAUUUAAAUUACUUUUAUAUUAAAAUGGUAAAAUCCAAAGUAUUCAUUAGAUCAAGGGUCUCAAACUCAAAUCAUCAGGGGGGCCGCAGGAGUUAGUGUCUGAAUGAGAGUGGGCCACAUCAAGUAAUCCACAAAAAAGCGAUUACAACUGUUACAAUCUGCUCAACCUUUAUAAAUAACUAUAAAAUCAUUAAGGGUUCUCAAGAACUAGGAUUCACUUUCAUCCACCUACUCACUGUUGUAUACAAAAAUAUAUAAAAACAUUUAAAAAUAAAAAAAAAAAUCAGAAUUAGACUAGUCGGUGAGAUUCGACUGAAACCGUCGCGGAGAGUCACGUUAUAGAUAUGAGAAUGGGGGAAAAGGGCCGGCGCAUUUACACUAAACUUUUCUGUCAUGUAGCGGGCCGCAAAAUAUCGUCUUGCGGGUCACAAAUGAGUUUGCGGGCCGCGAGUUUGAGACCCCCAUAUUAGAAGUUUAUUUAUUAAUAUUCACGAUUAUCUCAUUUUUUUAUAAAAAGAAUGUAAAUAUUUUUACUUUCCCACAUCAUUUUCGAUGUAUGCAGAAUGUAUGCGGGAACGAAUUUCAAAAUAUCUCAAUAUUUCAUUUUCGGUUUCGGCUUUGGCUUCGGUUUCGGCUGAAAUUCAUUUUUAACUUUCGGCCUUUUUCCGGUUUCGGCCGAAAGUCAUUUUUAAACUUUCUGCAUUUUUUCAGUUUCGGCCGAAAGUCAUUUUAAUCUUUCGGCCUAUUUUCGGCUUCGGCCGAAAUCAGAAAAUCACUUUCGGUCGGUCUCUGACGCAAGGGUGUGUUGUCUCUUCUCUCUGCUAUACACUAUAAAACUAAUGGCAUAAAGAGCUCAUACAAUACUAUUUAACUCAUUUAGUUUGCUUAUUAACCACCGUCUUGCCCUAAUAUUUGAAAGGGAAAGUUUAUAUUGCAAAUUAGUUACAAACUUUAUUCUUGUGAGUUAUGAAGAUUUUCUUAAGUAAAAUGUAUUUUAAAAAACCAAUGAGCACCAAAUUUCAGAUCUUAAAAUAAAGCAAGUCACUAAAAAAAAUUAGCUAUUUUGCCAUGACCACUGAAAAAUUCUCUGGGAGAAAGUGAAUUAAUAUUUUAUCUUAAUAAAUUAAAUAACUGUGGCAACCACAAAGAAACAAAUUUAUUUUAAAAUAUUUUACGGUCCAACAGUUGUAAGGCUUAUGAGCUUCAGUGCUACCUGCCUGUUUUGGGAAUUCAUUGUUUCUCCUAAAAAACACACGUUACAUUGAUUUAUUAAGACUGGAUGUAACGUUUUAAAAAAAUUAACAUACAAAAUUAUUUGCAUUAUAAAAUAAUUAAAGCGGAAUGCAUUUGUACAACCAGAAUAUAUUAGGAGGAUGCAUGUCUCACAUUACAUCCCUCACACUACAUCCCUCACACUACAUCCCUCACACUACAUCCCUCACACUACAUCUCUCACAUAAAAUCAAAGUUGCUUAAAAGAUUGUCUCUGUCAGGUCAAACUGUUCUUUCAAAGUAAGGACCAAAAGAUAUAAAAAUUUAAUUGUUCCCAAUCUGCCAGUGGUGGUUCUCAGGCUGUUUUGAAUAAUCCUGCUUAUUAUUGUAAUUAUGGAAGUGAGCUUUUUUGUGUUUGUAAAAACUAAUUUUUUCUGUGGAGAUAUUUACAAGCCCAAAAAUGAAUAUAAAUAUUAAGACAAAUUUCCAUUUUUUUUAAAUUAAAAAAAAAGUUUGAUCUUAGCUCAUAGAUAUUCUGGGCUUGUCAUUUCCUCCCAAUAUAUGCCCUGGGGUGGCAUUAUUAUUGAUUGCAUUAUAAUGCCAAUAAAUAUUCUGUUGUGAGCGUUUCUCAAUUACAUACAACAGGAUUUUAAUAAAAAUUAUGUAUGUUUUUAGAAACUAUUGAAAAUGUGUAAAGUAUGUUACAAAAGUUCUCAAUAUAACAGGAUAUACCUGAAAAACACUGCAAUACUCAAACACCUGAACAGCAAAAUGUUUGUUUAUCUCCAGCUCAAAGUAAAAGAAAAUUUCACAGCAGCCCAAGAGAUUUAUGGUGAACUGGGAGACCGUCACGGUCAAGCUCUUGCAACACUGCUGCUUGGACAACGGACAAAGGAUCUGAAACAACUAAGAGAAGGUAUAUGUUAACUGAAAUUGAUGUACAAUGGAGGAACACUGUCAGCUGAUAGUGCACAGAUCUUAAACAGAGAUGGAAGAAAUCAAACUUAAUUUCUUCAUUACAAUUGUUUUAAAACUCCAGGUUUAAAAGACAUCUGGCUAAAACAAGGAAAACUAUUGAACGGUCAUGUCUAUUCUUUUUCCAGCUAACAAACUGUUUGAUGACCCAGAUUCCCCACAUUUACCUGGCCAACUGGAAAGCUUUGUUGCAAUUGCUGAACUGUUCAGAAACAAAUUAAUGCUUUUAGAUGAUUGCAGUGAUUUCAUUAAAAAUAUCAUUGGCUUAGGACAGAAGGUGAGACCAUGGGUUCAUUAUUGUUACCUGCCUGAUCAAAAAUAUCAUUUAAAAAAUUGUUUAAAACAUUUUAAUAACCCAUUAAAUUUAGUUUAAAAUGUCAAACAUAAAGUGUUUUAUUUAAAAUGAAAUUUUACACCCCCCCACCCCCCACCCCCUCCAUUCCAACGCACGAAAAGAUGUGGACAUUAUUAGUUUGAAAUCCAUUGGUAUUUUAAAAGCAAAUUCGAAGUUAAGUUUACCAAGUUUGGGCACAAUGCAACAAUUUACAUAACAGCUUGGAUUUUACCUUCAGCCUUCUUGUAUAACUUUGGCUAUUGUAAGGAAAAUACAUUUUACAACCUUCUACACACAUUUGGAACUUUCUAGACACUUAAAAAAUAUCUUUAAAUUUAAUUUAAUAACAUUUGAGGAAAAAUCACAGAAACAAAAGAGACAUAUCUAAAGGACAUUUUUAUAAUAUUAAAAACUUUUUUUUUUUUAAUUGAAAGCUCUAGAGUAAGGUAUAGUCUAAACUUCAAGACUUUAAAAAUUUAAUUUUAAAAAAAUGAAAAAAAUAUUAAAACUUAUAUACUUAUUAAAUACUAAAACUUAUAAAAACAAAAUGCCCCAACUCUCAGCGUUUUCCAUGAAAUUUAUUGAACCGUUCUAAAAUGUGACUUUUAACGAUCAGUAAAAUAGGGAACCUAAACAGUCCAUUCAAGUGCAUUUGUACCCAGUUUGAUCUAGCUCUAUCUAUUCAUUUGUAAAUUUAUUUAUGUAUUUCAUAUAAAAAACAAAAUCUGGUCCCCCAACUCUGAACAGUUUUUUAUUUUAAAAAAUUCGAACCCCAUCAACAUUUUCUUCUGGAUAAUGAAGAGAAACAACUAUGUGGCCCAAGUUUCCAUCAAUCCAUGUAGAAAUUUCUGUGAUACAACCAGACACAUUUUCUCAUGAAUAUAUUAGAUACAUGUUAUACCAGAAAGAUACAUGGAUGAACAUUUGAAAUAUUUUUUAGUUAUUAUUUUUUUUAUUUAGAACAUUCAACCAAUUACAAAUCAACCUUUACAUGUUGAUGAAUACCGGUAUGCCGUUUUUAUAGUAUUUCAUUGUUCAGUGUCUUGCACCAUUUUUAACUGUAACACUCCCAUAACAUUUUCUGAUUACUUAAAAUCUAGACAGAAACUUAUUGUGUUAAGAAUAAGAAGCUUAUAAAUGAAUGUUCAACCAAUACAUUUUUUAAUUAAAAAGAUCAUUCUACUCUGGACUGAAAAUGUUACAUGUGUAACACAUGAUACCUUUGAGACAUUGCUAUACUCAUAAAAUGCACCCACCCAUUCAGUGACAUAAUUUUUUUGGAGCUAAAUCACAAAUUUAUUAUUUAUGCGUACUUCAUUUUAUUAUAUUUUUUUUCAUCUUUACCAAGUUUAUACAAAUUUUGUACGGUGGUAAAAACAAACAAUGGCAAAACUAUGUGGAAUUCUAUGGCCUGGAGCUCGAUGUGACAAGGCAGAAGUUGACAUGGUAUCCACACCAACAUCCAUUAUACGAGAAAAUUCAAAAGCAUGAUGUUGCUGCCAAGUAUUACACAGUGGACGUAAUAGAGGUAAGUUCUUUCUUUUCUUACUUCUUUAUGCCUUUUUACCCCAUGUGGGGCAUAGGCCGUCCACAAGAAUUUUCUAUUUAUCACGGUCCUGUGCAUUCCUUUCCAGUCGCUUCCAGAUUUAUCCCAUAUUUUGCAUGUCUGCCUCUAGCUUGCAUCUUCUUGUAUUCUUAGGCCUUCCUCUCUUUCUUUUUACCUUUGGAUUCUAUGUUAGGGAUUGUCUGGUGGAGCUAUUUGGGGUUUUUUGGAGAGUAUGCCCUAUCCACUUCCAUCUUCUCUUUAUGAUGUCUUCAUCAAUGGGCACCUGGUAAGUCCUUUCUAUCAGAUCUUUGUUGGUGAUGGUAUUUGGCCAUUUGAUGUUCAGGAUCUUUCUCAGGCAUGUGUUUAUGAAGGUCUGCAAUUUUUGCUUACUGCUCGCUGUUGUUUUCCUAGUUUCUGUUCCAUAUAGUAGAACUGGUUUGACAUUUAAUUUGUGUUAAAGAUUCUGUCUUUGGUUUGCCGCUUCAGCUCCUAGACUCUCAUUUUUUUUUAAUAGCACAGAUGCUGAUCUAGCUUUUCCAAUUCUAACCCUUACAUCCGUGUUGGAUCUGCCAUUUGUGUAAGUUGUGGAAAAAAAGGGUGAAUUAGUUUGUAGAACAUGGGUGAGUUGGUGUGUGGAUUUUAGUUGAGUUGGUGUGUAGAAAAUGGGUGAUUUAGUGUGUAGAACAUGGGUGAGUUAGUGCAUAGAACAUGGGUGAGUUGGUGUGUAGAACAUGGGUGAGUUGGUGUGUAAAACAUGGGCAAGUUGGAGUGUAGAACUUGGAUGAGUUGGUGUGUAGAACUUGGAUGAUUUGGUGUGUAGAACAUGCGUGAGUUAGUGUGUAGAGCAUGGGUAAGUUGGUGUGUAAAAACAUGCAUGAGUUAGUGUGUAGAACAUGGGAGAGUUAGUGUGUGGCACUGAGGUGAGCUAAUAUGUCGCACUGAGUUGAAUUUGUGUAAAAGGCUUCUAAUAGUGGCUUCAACUUUCAUGACCUCCUAUUAUUAAAAAAAUAUGUUUGAUACUUUUACUGAUUCACAAAAGCCAGCAACUAAAUAAAUAAAUAGAGAAUUAUUAUAAUUAUUAAAACCCAAGUUUAAAACAGUUAGUAUAGUUUAUUAAAAUAAACUCAUCUCCCUCCCAAAACCCAAAAGAUAUAUGCUACCAUGCUUGAACACUCCACUCACCAUUUAAACACCCUCAUACCUUAGUAUUCGACAUAUUUCUGGACCUUAUUUAUGAAAACAUCAUAUGAUUACCACUCAGAGCUAAAUGUUUGCGUUUCAUUUAUAUAGUCAGUGAGAAAUAUGUCAUGCCCCUUCACAGGCUGUCAAAGUGCUAACCAGAUAUACGCUGGAGAGCAUCAAGGAGCUGACAAAAGGUGUUCGAAGAAGUUUACAGCAACUGAUUGAGCAGAGAGCACAGAAGAUAACCUGUAAAAUAUUCCAUGAAGAGCUCAAAUGUGAUCAGACAUCCUGCAAGAAUCAACACAACUAUCAUUCAAACAAGGACACUGAUAGAGCAGCGGUUCUCAAUUUGUUGAUCUUAAAUGUGAGAAUUUUUGUAGAAUUGAUUAUAUUUUUAGCAAAGAUUACUUAGUAUCAAUUUAAAAACAUGGCCCGUAUCAUAUAUAAAUGGUAUAUAUAUCUGUUACAAACCUGUCUCUUCAGAUAGAUUGAUUCUAAAUAUUUGAUUUUACAUCAUUACACAGUCUCAAUAAAACAAAUUUACACUAUCAGUAAAUUAGAUAACACUAUAAUCUGUAACAUGCUAUCUCAUCUCACUGGAAUUUUUUACACUUUAGUUAUUACAUUGGAAUACCUAACAGUCUGUAAGCAACUAUCUCACUUGAUAAUAUCACACUAUAAUCUUUCACCAACUAUCUCACCAGGUUGAGUUAGACAACAAUUUGUUCCAAGCAGCUGACAUGCUAGAAAGGUGUGGCAUGGCGGAAAUGAAGACAAUUCUUCUUGAAGAAUCCAAUUGGAAAUCAGUGGAAAGAUUGCUAGAGUUUCUAGUUCCUUCUAGACCCUACCCUGAUCCUGACAUAGAACAAGUCUUGAAGUUUGUUGCAACUAUUGGGAACUCAAAGGAAACCCUUGCCCAAGUAGAAAGGUUGAAAUUUUAAGCUUAAUUAAAUAGGUGUUUCAAUAAUCAAGUCAGCAGAUAACUGAGUAAUCAUCAAUCAAUUAAUAUUAUUUUAAAAAUUAAUGUUAAAAGGAGUUAAAAUCACCUGGUUUGAUGUUUUUUCUGAAAAAAAUGUCACCUAUCGGCAGUGUGAUUGGUCAUAUUGUAAGCGCUCACUAUAAAAACUACAUCAUUUUUUAACACUCUCCCAGUGAGAGUGUCUGUGUUUCCAUAAUUCUUCACUUCUACCAUGUCAGCAGUGAUAUAGUUUCACACCAUCCUGUAGCAAAAUCUUAGCACCAGGCAUACUUGCAUUGUUAUAACAAAUAACCAGUUCUAAGAAAUGGCUUGCCGUGGAGCAGUGUUUCUUGGAAAUCACUGUUUGAUGAAUCAAAUUACUAUUUUACUUGAUUCAAGCAUGGCAUUGAAAACAUAGCAUUGUAAGGAAACUACAAGCAGAACGAUGUGGGGGUUACAAUGAGAGGUCCAAUAGUCAUAGGUCAAGGACCGGCUCAGUAAUAAUUUGGUAAUGAAAAUGGGUUUAUUCAUAGGUAAAUAGUUUCACAGGUCAAGUAUUUCAUGUUACAAUUUUUCUUGAAUACACAUCAAAAAGCUUUCUUAGUUAAAUAUCAAUUCAAAUACUCAUCAAAUAUUCUGAACCUUUUAACAAAUGGCCGACCAAAUAUCAUUAAAUAGAGAAACAAUUACUGGAGCGUUAAAAUGUUGUGUUCUCUCCCCUGUCCUGUAUACACUAUAUACCAAAAAAAUCCAGUGCCUAGGCAACACCGUUCCAAUCAUUACAUUUUGCUGAUGGUACCAUCAGUGUUGGCUUAAUAUCUGAAGGAGAAUUUGAUACAGUGACAUAGUUAACAAUUUUAUACUGUGACAUAGUUAAAAAGUUGAUUCUGUGACAUAGUUAAAAAUUGAUUUUGUGACAUAGUUAAAAAAAAUUGAUCCUGUGACAUAGUUAAAAAGUUGAUUCUGUGACAUAGUUAGAAAGUAGAUUCUGUCACAUAGUUACAAAGUAGAUUCUGUGACAUAGUUACAAAGUUGAUUCUGUGACAUAGUUACAAAGUUGAUUCUGUGACAUAGUUAAAAAGUAGAUUCAGUGACAUAGUUAAAAAGUAGAUUCUGUGACAUAAUUACAAAGUUGAUUCUGUGACAUAGUUAAAAAGUAGAUUCUGUCACAUAGUUAAAAAGUUGAUUCUGUGACAUAGUUAAAAAGUUGAUUCUGCGACAUAGUUGCACGCUUUUUUUUUGUUGGAGAUAAAAAUCCUCUUCACUUGAUUUCUGUUUGGGGGAAUCAAUCAAUUGCAGAUCUAACAAUAUAAUACAGUAUAGAGCAAGUAGAGAAAUAAAAUUACCUAGGGUCAACACACACACACAAAAAUCUUAACAUGGCAUGCCCAUGACCUAAUUCUGUAUAAAAAAAGUAAACCAAAGACUUUCCUAUCUUAAAAAAUUUAUACAAUUUUGGAGUUAACAAAUUGUAAAAAUAUUCUUCAGUGCAACAAUACGAGGACUAUUGAACUUCAGCAGUAACUGCUGGUGUGGGAAUUCAACUAAUACUCUUAAAUUGACUUAUCAAGAGAGCAAGUGAUCUCACACAAACAAAACUACUUUCACUUGAAGAAAAUGCAUUUGUAAAGCUAAGAAAAUUUUGGAGGAUACAUUACACCCUCUUCAUCACAGAUUCCUAAGACCAGCUCGAUCAGGGAAAAUUCUUUCCCUCAAAGUUAGGACCAAAAGAUAUAAAAAUUUAGUUUUUUCCCCACUUUUUCAGUAUUUACCAGCGUUAUCCCCCAUCGAUUACAAAAUCUGGAUAAUUACUCUUAAAUUCUAUUUAGUUACCAAGGGAAAAAAAUUUGGGGUAUAUAGGACAGCAAAUUUUUGCCCUUGAGAAAUACUUUAGAUGUCUUGUGUUAGUCUAGUUUUAAAUCUUGUAUCUGUAAAAAAUAUGUGCUUAAAAUAAAUUAAAUUUGCACAAUUUAAUCAAAAAACAAUUUCAUUUGUUUGGAUCAUUAAAAGAAUGUUAUCAUAUCAACUUUGAUCAAUACAGAUAUGCACAAUUUAGGGCGAUAUUCAAUCAAUUUUUUAAAGCUAAAAUCAAAAUAGUGAAAACAAUUGCAAUGUACAUAUAAUUUUAAAGUCUAAAGUUUAAAAACCGCUGAAAGUAAUUUUUAUUAUGCUACUCUGAAAGCAUUUUCAUGGAUGGAAUUAUUUUUUUUAUAUUUUUUGAUAAGUCUAUCCAAAGAUUCUGCUAAUACUAAUUAAAUUAUCAGAAUUAAAAUUUAAAAUUAAUUUUCGUAUUGAUGUUGAUAAAGAACUUGUUAUGAGGCUAUUUGAUAAUCACUUUUUGUACUAACUAAAAUUUUGAAUUUUCCUUAUAUCUUUUCAUUGAUUUUUGUUCAGAUAUUUUCGGUUUCGGUGGGUAGAUGUAAACACUCACAUAGAGCCAAUGGUAAUGGUGAGGUCAACAUGCUGGGUAACUAAAGCAGUGUUUUGGUCAUCUUUGCUACAAUUGAAGAUAGAUGUACAGAAAGAAGUUAUACGAUUUGAGGUAAGCCUUCACAGGUGAAGUAUUUAUGCUAAAUUUUCAAAAAAUAAUGACAGCAUUGGAAAAAGAAAACAGUAGGCAGUGUAAUAGAAGCCCGACCCAGCAGGCAGCUCCCAGAGAAAGGGCCAACAUACAGACACAGACAGCUCCCAAAGAAAUGGCCAACAUACAGAAGUCAGACAGCUCCCAGAGACAAGAUCAACAUACACAAAUCAGACAGCUCCCAGAGAGAAGGCUAACAUACACAAGUCAGACAGCUCCAAGAGACAAGUCCAACAUACACAAAUCAGACAGCACCCAGAGACAAGACCAACAUACAAAUCAGACAGCUCCCAGAGACAAGACCAACAUACACAAAUCAGACAGCUCCCAGAGACAAGACCAACAUACACAAAUCAGACAGCUCCCAGAGACAAGACCAACAUACACAAAUCAGACAGCUCCCAGAGACAAGAUCAACAUAUACAAGUUAGACAGCUCCCGGAGAAAUGGAAGAUCAACAAAAGUAGACUUUUCCUCCCUUCUGCUACAUCAAGCACAUGAGGCCUUUACAAAUGAUGAACUUAAAUACACAAGACCUUCCUGUUAAAAACCCAUGUCACUAGACAGAACUGAAUAGAAUAAAAAAAUUUACACUGGUCCUGAAAUCUAAACCAGUUAUCAUGUUAGUAAAAGAUGUAUAUGGACAAAGAAAUAUUUUUAAGUCUAAGAUGAAUAACAAAAACUUAUUAAAAAAUAUUUGCCUGGCAUUGUAACCUGUCAAUUAAUUGAUAAUUCAUUUGUAGACUAAAAUCAUUGAGCGAACUUUAAAGAAGAUUAUAAAACUUGUCCCAAAUUCAUUUUGUACUGAAACAAAUAAUUUUAUGAUUUUCAGAGUCAAAUAAGUCAGAAAUUGACCAAUAGAAGUCCUGAAAACUUAUCAUCUCUGGGACUGUAUCUGUCAGAAGCUGAACCAGGAGGUCAACAACAGAUGCACUUUGCUGGCUCAUUGUUUAUGCAAUCAUUCAACGAGAUCAGCUGCUCAGGGGACAUGCACAAGUCAACCAACCUUUUUAUAGAGAUGAUGAACCUUAUUGGUCAGUGUGGUCAGGGAACAAGGCUGCCAUCUUCAGACUUGGAGUACAUCAUUUUCU
Messenger RNA from Lymnaea stagnalis (great pond snail), 19256 nucleotides. The record is from the annotation of a GenBank genome assembly. NCBI's taxonomy places the organism in Eukaryota, Metazoa, Mollusca, Gastropoda, Lymnaeidae.